This is a messenger RNA of Sinocyclocheilus grahami, 2345 nucleotides long. Its product is annotated as WD repeat-containing protein 36-like. Gene Ontology annotation, cellular component: Pwp2p-containing subcomplex of 90S preribosome; small-subunit processome. The annotation marks the transcript as partial. Gene Ontology annotation, molecular function: protein binding. The transcript has 17 exons. NCBI's taxonomy places the organism in Eukaryota, Metazoa, Chordata, Actinopteri, Cypriniformes, Cyprinidae. Gene Ontology annotation, biological process: rRNA processing. The record is from RefSeq and is a predicted model, not a curated record.
UGUGUAAUGUGCCCUGUCGAAAUGCUUCUCUUCAGACUCCAGCUGUAGAUGUUGUGGGUGUGGGUUUAGCAUCUGGGCAGAUCAUCAUUCACAAUAUCAGAUUCGAUGAAACGCUGAUGAAGUUCCAGCAAGACUGGGGUCCAGUCACAGCUUUAUCCUUCAGGACAGAUGGACAUCCAAUAAUGGCUUCUGGCAGUCCUAUUGGACAUAUAGGUCUGUGGGAUUUAGAGGAGAAGAAAUUUGUCACUCAGAUGCGAAAUGCUCAUACAACAGCCAUCGCUGGCCUCACGUUUCUUCAAAACGAACCCAUCCUGAUCACCAAUGGAGCAGACAAUGCCAUACGGGUGUGGAUUUUUGAUGUUGCCGGAGGGGACGGCCGUCUGCUAAGACAGCGGACUGGUCACAGCGCCCCACCAACAAAGAUUCAGCACCACGACCAGAGCAGCUUAAACAUUCUUAGUGCAGGUCAAGAUGGAACUUUGCAGUCAUUUUCAACUGUUCAUGAAAGAUUCAACAAGAGUUUGGGGCACGGCACCCUCAACAAAACAAGAGCAAAAAAGAAAGGUGUGACGAAUGACACGGCGAAACUUCCAGCCAUCACAACUUUUGCCUCAGAAACUGCUCGUCAGAGUGACUGGGAUGGCAUUAUUGCAUGCCACCGUGGUUUCCUUGUGACUACGACAUGGAACUACCAGAGAGGUUCGAUUGGUGCUCACAAGCUGGAACCUGAACGCUUCAACAAGAACCGUAGCCUCAAUGUCCAUGCAACUGCUGUUGAUAUCACAUCCUGCGGGAACUUUGCAGUGAUUGCACUGUCUUCGGGACACAUUGAUGUGUACAACAUGCAGUCUGGUUUUCAUCGAGGGCAUUAUGGGAAGGACAAGGCACAUGCAGGGGCUGUUCGCGGGCUCUCUGUGGAUGCUCUGAACCAGUUGACAGUUAGUGUGGGAGCAGAUCGCCUUCUGAAAAUCUGGAGGUUCAGAUCCAAGGAGCUGUUACACACACACAGCCUGCCAGCUGCCCCGGCGUCAUCUCUGCUUCACAGGGACAGGUCCAACAACACACUGUGCAGUCUGGUGUCAUUGCGCCCUCUACCUGCAGACUAUGAGCCGACUGUGAUCAUGCUGCCAGGCACCUGCCCAAGCAGAGAUACAGAAGAGGAGGAAGUUUUAGAUGCUGACAGCUCUGAGAUGGCCGAGUACAUUUCACCAGCACAGCUGGAUGAACAUCUGAUCACACUCUCUCUGCUUCCUGACUCACGCUGGAAGAACCUGCUGCAUCUGGACAUCAUCAAGAAAAAGAACAAACCCAAAGAGCCUCCAAAAUUGCCCAAAGCUGCACCCUUCUUCAUUCCCACCAUUCCAGGGCUGGUGCCCCAGUUUGCACUACCCAGCACACCCUCAGAGAACCAGGUAAAUACAAUUGAUAAUGUCUCUAUUGAGUUUGCCUUGCUGUCUGUUUGGUUCUUUUCUAGGUCCAACAACACACUGUGCAGUCUGGUGUCAUUGCGCCCUCUACCUGCAGACUAUGAGCCGACUGUGAUCAUGCUGCCAGGCACCUGCCCAAGCAGAGAUACAGAAGAGGAGGAAGUUUUAGAUGCUGACAGCUCUGAGAUGGCCGAGUACAUUUCACCAGCACAGCUGGAUGAACAUCUGAUCACACUCUCUCUGCUUCCUGACUCACGCUGGAAGAACCUGCUGCAUCUGGACAUCAUCAAGAAAAAGAACAAACCCAAAGAGCCUCCAAAAUUGCCCAAAGCUGCACCCUUCUUCAUUCCCACCAUUCCAGGGCUGGUGCCCCAGUUUGCACUACCCAGCACACCCUCAGAGAACCAGUCUAAAAUUGUCAACUUGGGAGUGUUGGCACAGAAGUCCACCUUCUACCUUCAGCUUGAGAACGCUUUAGACAACAACUCAUAUGAGGAGCCAGUAAAGCUGUUGAGAGAGUUAGGCCCCUCUGCCAUUGAAACAGAACUUCGGUCCCUGUCACCAGAUAUGGGUGGAGAUGUCAGAGUUAUGCAGAGCUUCCUCAAGAUGAUCAGCAGCAUUCUUCAGUCCAAAAGAGAUUUCGACCUGGCUCAAGCCUACCUAGCAUUGUUCCUUAAGCUCCAUCUUCGGUUCAUCGCAGACCAGCCCGAACUGAUGGAGGAGGCAGAAAGCGUGUCGGCACACCUGGAGGAGACAUGGAUGUCCAUGCAGACGCUCCUAAAUCAGAACAUUUGUCUGUUGUCUUAUAUCAAGAGUGCACUACUGUAAAGCACAUCUCUCCAGACCUCCUUUUGCUUUUCUGAGAUGUUGUUGACUGUUUGUAUCAGACUAAAUGUUCUUGCUCUUUUUUGUUAAAAC